AUCCUUGAAUAUUUGUCCGACAUAGCGCUACUUCUUUCAACGUCGGCCAUACAGAACGACAGAACGUCCUCUCGAGUCUCUCGGGAGGACGUCGUGCUGAGUGCCAGCGCCUACACCGGCCCCGAGAAAACGUCCAGUGCGAGUCAACCGAGAGAGUCGGUGAACUUCCAAAAGACCGUGCCGGCUUUCCAACUGGAAAGCUCGAAGAGUACGAACGGUUACGACAGGGAGGAGACCAGGUUCGUAUUCAGAGACACGAGCCGCGACGAGUCUAUCGACGAGCUGACAUCCUCGAAGCACGUGGCCCAUAUCGACGGUAAUAACAUCGAGGUGAAGCCCGGCGAAUACUACCAAAUCGUGCCGACUGCGAGCGAGUCGAUGUCGGGGGAAGGACGAGGGGCUCCGCGGAGGCCAGGCCUCCUGUCGGAGCCCCAUCAGCUGGUCGGCGCGCCGAUGCCACGAUCACGACAUUCACCGGUAACGGAUCCGCAACGGCGGGCCCGUCAAGAGAUCCCCAGGAUCUAUAGCGAGCACGCGCCGCCGGUGCUGCAGACCGCCGCGCCGGGUAACAGGCAGGCGAAUCCCGACAUACAGGACAUCAUCACCGGCAUUGUCAAGCUGCUAAACGGCAACGUCAACGUGGCCGCCAACACCGUGAGACCGUUGAGGCCGGUCCAGGCGACAAGGAUUAACAAUCGGGGACCGCCGAGGAUCUCGGACGUACCGCCGUUACCGCCGGAUUUUGACACCCCGGGUAUGAAUCCGCCGCCACCGCCGCCGCCCACGUCCUCCCAUCCUUAUCCGUUUGAAAAACCACCCGCGCCUGACAGGCCGCUGCUGAAUCAGCUGCCGCCCGAGAGGCCCGUCCGACCGUUCAUCAGCGGUGUGCCGGUACCAGAGCAGAUCGUGCCGCCUUGGAACUGGGAUACCUCCCACGGUGGAAACAGGCGACCCACAUUGCCUCAUACCAAACCCUUGUCGCCGCUCUUAGAUUCCAGCUUUCAUCGUGACAAGAACUUCUCGAUGACGGAGAGCUCGCAGCACGACUUGAAGCCGGAAUCCGAGACACCUCAGGAAAGCUCGACGAAGAAGAAAGACGCCAGUCAUCAGGGCGCGCAUGUCGACGACUAUGACAUCAAGAAUCACGCGAGUAAUUUUACUGACGACAAGGACCGAGUCGAACCUGCGACGACCGUCGAUGACUCAGCCCUUCAGAACGCGACGAAGAAACCGGAAGUCGAGGAGUCGACCACGAAGAAGACUCACAAGCACCAUCCACCAUCGAAGGACAACAAGGUCAACGCUGAGGAGACGCUGAUCCUCGGCGUAGCUACCGACGACAUCGCUCCAACUCCCUCGACGCGGUAUCAAGCACCUUCGAAGACAGCAACGUCGUCGUCGGUGAACGGUCAAACUAAAGCUACGAAAUCGUCGAAGAACGAGGACAAAGCGCCUUCGACCGCCAAAGGUGAGAAAACCGUCUCGGCCACGAAGACCUUCUCUACCAGCACCCUGAACAUCGAGACCAGUUCGUCCGUCCAAGUGAUCGAAUCCACACCAACGAAGAUCGUCCUCCGGCCGACUACGGAAUCAAGUGCCAAUUCCAAGUCUAGCGUGGUGAGUUUGGAACCCAGCAGAAUACCGGACAUCGAGUACAUAGCAUCGACGUCCGGCGUCUCGACGCCGACCGAAGGUCUUCCCGCUAGUUACUCGAAGAGUUCGACCACGAUAGAGAAGGGUGCCGUUCACCCUGCGACUUCGAUUUUCACGAAAAAUACAGGAUCCACGGAACAUUAUCGACCACGGCCUGGGAUUGUCCUGGAUGACACUCUGGAUUACACCGGCGCCCAAGGAUUGCCGAGUCAGAGGCCUUACGCACCCUCGAGACACCCACCUAUCGGUGAUGUGUUCGAUGUGACCGUUUCGGCGAUUCAGGGACCCGGAGGAAGUUCCGGGGACAGCGUCAGAGUGUCCGUGAACCCCGGCGGCGGUGAUGUCAUAUUAACCUCCGCUGUAGGCGGGCAAGGUUACGUGAGCAUCGACGGUAAACGAACGUAUUUGAAUCUGUUUGAUAACACGGACCGGACACCGACGGGACCCACACACGUACAACCGCAGCCGACCAGAACUCAACCGCCGGCCAUCAUCGGUACCGGCCUGGCAAUCCCGCAACCGGAUGCUCCUGUCGCCACUUCACGCCCAAAUGGACCCAAUCGGAGGCAACCACCAUUAUAUCGCAGACCGACGCAGCCACCUGUCAGAAUAGACACUUGCAUCGUGGGCGACACGAGUACGUGCGACGCGAGCCAACACGAGGCCUGUGCGACCGUUCAAGGGGUAUCGGCUUGUCACUGCAAGCCGGGAUACGCGAGACUGCAGCAUUCGUUACCGUGCAAGAAAAUCGUCAGUAUCGUCGUGUCGAUCAGAGUGGACAAGUUUUACGAUAAGAAGAUCGUGUGGGAUCGGGGAUUGGCCGAUAAAGACUCGGAAUCUUAUCAGACUCUCGCUUAUGAGGCGAACAGGGCUGUUGAGUCCGCCAUGUCCAUGACACCGUUCUCGGACGAGUACAUGGGAUCGCAGAUAAACAACGUGUACCAGGGAGACGUGAGCCAAGGGCAGGGAGGCGUUUUCAUAAACACGACUCUGAAGCUCACUUAUGAACCGAGAACGAUCAGGCCGAGUCUGGCAGGCGAGCUUCAGAGGCACCUGUUAGGUGUUAUUCAUAGAAGGAAUAAUAACAUCGGCAACAGCGCUUUGUACGUGGACAGUCCACCCGGGUCGAUAUCGAAUCUGCAAGAUUUGGACGAAUGCGCUUCGUCAGAGUUGAACGAUUGCCACUCCUCCGCGAGCUGCAGCAAUACCUUCGGAGGUUUCAUAUGCAGCUGCAAUCCAGGACUGAAGGAUCCUCACAAGGACGAUCCUAACGAGUCCGGUAGAUCGUGUUUGUCGUGUCCCUCAACUUAUUGCAACAAUCGUGGCUCGUGCUCCUACCAAGGCGACCAGAUGCAGUGCGCGUGCACUGGAAACUACUACGGCGCUCAAUGCGAGGUCGACGGUGAAGUUUUGGGCGUUGCGAUAGGCGCAUCCGUGGCUGCAUUAAUAAUCAUAGUGUUGACGCUAGUCUGUCUCGUUAUGUGGAGUCGAAGGUGGUCUCGUGAACAAAAGUCCGUAGGAUCUCCGGUAUACGGUUACAUUCAAGGUGGGAUACCCGGUACUCUCCCAGGGACCUUAGCGAGGGUUGGCUCUGUGGGCACUCUGGCGUCCGUAAAACAAGGACCGCCGACUAAUCUGCCUCCUUACAUGUGGGCCCACUUCGGGGAGCACAUGGCCACGGCGAAUGUCUACGCGACCGAGCCUAUGGGCCCGACGCGACCGAGCUCGGCGAUGUUCGGUUACCCAUCCAUGAACGUCCACGGCACACUGCCUCCGGUCCCAUUACCGCGUCUGCAGGCUCCGCCGCGGCCCCGACAGAGACCCCAGCCCGAUCCGGAUAGCUCGGAUUCCGAGCCGCAGGAUAAGGAUAGAGCCGACCUAAUUCCGCAGAACAGCGGUUUCCACGUGCCCAGGCCGAAGUCAAGGUCCUCAUUAGCGAACCAAAGCGGCAUUUACAACGACGUGGAGUACGAUCAGGGUGACGUUCAUCACCUGUCGAAGAACAACAUCCCGAUGUCCACUUACAGGCCGUAUUACAGAACGUGA
This is a messenger RNA of Dinoponera quadriceps, 3699 nucleotides long. RefSeq lists its product as uncharacterized. Gene Ontology annotation, molecular function: calcium ion binding. The record is from RefSeq and is a predicted model, not a curated record. Lineage: Eukaryota; Metazoa; Arthropoda; Insecta; Hymenoptera; Formicidae. The annotation marks the transcript as partial. The transcript has 16 exons.